Molecule: messenger RNA, 649 nt
Organism: Nicotiana tabacum (common tobacco)
Lineage: Eukaryota; Viridiplantae; Streptophyta; Magnoliopsida; Solanales; Solanaceae
Source: RefSeq, a predicted model, not a curated record
AUGAGGGUUGACUUCAUGUUUAAUGGAGAUACUGGAUUUGAACUCAAUAAUGGUCCAUGCAAGUUCAUUGUAGAUUUAAGAACAGGUUACUGCAGUUACAGGUCUUGGGAACUGAAAGACAUUCCAUGUCUACAUGUUAUAACAACAAUGCACUUCAAGAGACUUGAUCCUUCAGAGAAUAUUAGAGGCAGAAAGGAAUCUGACAAUGCAUCUACAAGUAAGGCAUCUACUGGAGGAAAAUCUGGGGGGGCAAGAAGCCACUACAAGAGGCCUAGGCUUCAAGGACAUGGUGUAUUUGUUGCACAAUCUGGUUUUACAAGUAUUAAUCAUGGUUUGCCUACUGCCAGAAAGGUUCAUAUUGGCCCUUUAAUUGAUUCUACCCAUGUUACUGGCGAUAUUGGAUAUAAGCCUCCUAAAGGUUUGAAAUUGAAAGGGAAGGAAGUUGUGACUCAAAGACAACUUCAAGUCCAAGUUUCAAUGGCUAGAAUCAAGACAAGGUCCCAAUCCGGUGGAAUACAAACAAGAUCUAAGGUUAUAGGAAAAUCUUCCUCCAAGAAGACCACUUGAAUUUCUUUACUUUUUGGAUGUAGUAUUUGAUAUACUAGACUUCUUUUUUGUUGAAUUUGUGGGUGGAUAUUUUUGUUAAAUU